UUUAUCCAAGUAGAGGCGCUGGAGAGCAGACCGCUUGGAGAGUGGGAGCGCAGUUGCUGGUUUUCCAUUGCCUGAAGCAAGAUCUACCGCCACUCUCCCUUUAUAUAGACGGUAGACUAACCCACGGCACUUUAGUCAACACGGAUCCAGAUUGUUCUCAGUUUCCUCUUCUGCCCCCUCUCUCCUUUUUUUCUCACCCCCCUGAUCAGGCUUAAACGCCCUGUGUUUUGUAAAGGCAAUUGUUUGAGCGCAUCAUCACGGGAGCCAAAAGGAGGUUUGCCACUAUUCCAUAGGACACCGCGGGCUUCUGGAGCGUCAUGACAGCUGAGAAGAGCGUGCCCGUUGUAAACGGUAAACCAGAGGAGGGCAGAGACCCGGAAGGGUCCAGCGCCAGCCUCGACAAGCAGAAAUACAAUGAGAGGGGGCACUGGAACAACAAGGUUGAGUUCUUCCUGUCUGUGGCUGGAGAAAUCAUCGGGCUGGGCAACGUCUGGAGGUUUCCUUACCUCUGCUACAAGAAUGGAGGAGGUGCAUUCUUCGUUCCGUAUGUCAUCUUCUUUGUGUGCUGCGGUAUCCCUGUGUUUUUCCUGGAGACUGCCCUGGGUCAGUUCACCAGCGAGGGAGGCAUCACCUGCUGGAGGAAAGUGUGCCCGCUAUUUGAGGGGAUUGGUUAUGCUACGCAGGUGAUUGAAGCUCAUCUUAACGUGUACUAUGUAGUAAUCCUCGCCUGGGCCAUCUUCUACCUCUUCAACUGCUUCACCACCGAGCUGCCGUGGGCAACCUGUGGGCACUACUGGAACACAGAUAACUGUGUCGACUACUAUGGAGAUAAUUCCACCAACAUUACAAACCUAAAUGCAACCUCACCAGUCAUUGAGUUCUGGGAACGCAGAGUACUGAAGAUUUCAGAUGGUAUUGAGCACAUGGGAGGAAUGCGCUGGGAGCUCGCCAUGUGCCUGGCCCUGGCCUGGUUCAUCUGCUACUUCUGCAUCUGGAAGGGACCCAAGUCAACUGGCAAGGUUGUGUAUGUGACAGCUACAUUUCCUUAUGCCAUGUUGUUGGUCCUGCUGAUCAGAGGAGUGACGCUGCCAGGAGCAUACGAAGGCAUCAAGUUCUACCUCUACCCGGACAUGUCACGUCUCUCUGACCCUCAGGUGUGGGUGGAUGCUGGAACCCAAAUCUUCUUCUCCUAUGCCAUCUGCCUGGGCUGUCUCACUGCUUUGGGAAGUUACAAUUCCUACAACAAUAACUGCUACAGGGACUGCCUCAUGCUGUGUUGUCUUAAUAGCGGCACCAGCUUCGUGGCAGGUUUUGCCAUCUUUUCUGUGCUGGGCUUCAUGGCCUUAGAACAAAAUGUUCCCAUCGAGGCUGUAGCAGAAUCGGGUCCUGGUCUUGCAUUCAUUGCCUACCCAAAGGCUGUCACUAUGAUGCCUCUGUCUCCACUCUGGGCAUGUCUCUUCUUUAUGAUGCUCAUCUUCCUCGGGCUGGACAGUCAGUUUGUUUGUGUGGAGAGUUUAGUGACAGCUGUGGUGGACAUGUACCCGGAGACCUUUCGGAGAGGCUUCCGCAGAGAGCUGCUGAUUCUGGGCAUGUCUGUAUUCUCUUUCUUUGUCGGACUCAUCAUGUGUAUGGAGGGAGGAAUGUACGUCUUCCAGCUGUUUGACGCGUACGCCGCCAGCGGCAUGUGUUUGCUGUUUGUGGCCAUAUUCGAGUCCAUAUGUAUCGGCUGGGUGUACGGCAGUGACAGAUUCUACCUAAAUAUUGAGGACAUGAUUGGCUACAAACCUGUCUUCUUCAUCAAAUGGUGCUGGAUGAUCCUGACCCCGGGCAUCUGUGCUGCAAUUUUCCUGUUCUUCCUGAUUAAAUACAAGCCGCUUAAAUACAACAACGUGUACACCUAUCCUGACUGGGGCUAUGGGAUCGGCUGGUUCAUGGCCAUGUCAUCGAUGGUCUGCAUCCCUGUGGGUAUGAUCUGGAUGAUCUGCAAGACUCCCGGGACCUUCUCUGAGAGAAUAAAAAAGUUGACAACUCCCAGCCCGUACCUGAAAAUGAGAGGGAAGCUCGGCGCCCUCAGUCCUUAUGCUGCCAACGAUGCAACGCUUCAGGUGGACGGGAAAAUGUCCACCGUCUCAGAGAAGGAGACACAUUUCUAACCAACCGCCUGACUCAGAGACCAAGCUGCCUGCUCUCCUCUCAAUAAGUCCAAACUCAUGAAAACUACAGCAAAACACAACCUGAUUAUCCCCCACCACACAAAACAGGAAAUUAAAUAAAUAAAUAAAUGUUUUGUUUUGUAAAAAAAAAA
Messenger RNA from Pungitius pungitius (ninespine stickleback), 2305 nucleotides. RefSeq names its product solute carrier family 6 member 11b (gene slc6a11b). Gene Ontology annotation, cellular component: plasma membrane. The record is from RefSeq and is a predicted model, not a curated record. Lineage: Eukaryota; Metazoa; Chordata; Actinopteri; Perciformes; Gasterosteidae. The transcript is spliced from 15 exons. The coding region runs from base 318 to 2153 and encodes 611 amino acids. Gene Ontology annotation, biological process: sodium ion transmembrane transport. Gene Ontology annotation, molecular function: gamma-aminobutyric acid:sodium:chloride symporter activity.